CUGGCUGGAUUCAGUGCCAGGGUGGGGCGAAGGCGCUGAGGUCUCCGAGUGCUCUUUCAGGUGCAACUCCAGAGUCGCCCAGCCCCACGCAAUCCGGGGCCAGAGGUUGUGUGCGCAGCACUCGAAUACAUCCACAGACGGUGCUGCGCGGCUUUUCUGAGUGUUACGGCGCCCUCCUACCGCCCCCGCGCCGCGCGGGCGGGGACCCACCGGUUUUGCUCCGCUUUAGCAGCGGCGAAGGGAGGACCCCCGGGAGCCGGUCCCCGGCGUCCGGUCGCCCAGCCCUUUUCAGGCUUGGGCCCGCAUGGAGGGGACCGUGGAGUCCCAGACGCCUGACCUGCGGGAUGUGGAGGGUAAGGUGGGCAGGAAGACCCCUGAAGGGCUGCUCCGCGGGCUGCGAGGCGAGUGUGAGCUGGGAACCUCUGGCGCCCUGCUGCUCCCAGGGGCGCCUAGCACCGGCCACAACUUGGGGGACAAGAUCAUGGCGCUGAAGAUGGAGCUGGCUUACCUGCGAGCCAUCGAUGUGAAGAUCCUGCAGCAGCUGGUGACCUUGAAUGAGGGCAUCGAGGCAGUGCGCUGGCUGUUGGAGGAGCGGGGGACGUUGACCAGUCAUUGCAGCAGCCUCACCAGCAGUCAAUAUAGCCUGACAGGCGGGAGCCCAGGCCGCUCAAGGCGAGGCAGCUGGGACAGCCUGCCAGACACCAGCACCACCGACCAGCUGGACAGUGUCUCUAUUGGCAGCUUCCUGGACACAGUGGCCCCCAGCGAGCUGGAUGAACAGGGCCCACCUGGGGCUCCACGUCCCGAGAUGGACUGGGCAAAAGUUAUAGCUGGUGGAGAGAGGGCCAGGACUGAGGUGGAUGUGGCAGCCACCAGGCUAGGGAGCUUGAGAGCUGUGUGGAAGCCCCCAGGGGAGAGGCUUCAAGGUGGACCACCUGAGUCACCAGAGGAUGAGAGUGCCAAGCUGGGCUUCGAGGCCCACUGGUUCUGGGAGCAGUGCCAGGAUGAUGUGACCUUCUUGUAACAACUAUUCCACCCUUUUGUAAUCCUGUGGCUCUUUUAUCCAUUAGCUGUGGUCUCCCCCAAAAUUGAUUCUCCCUCAGUCUGAGACUAGGAAGAGGCUGCACUGAAAUCAGUUACCAUGGAAACCUGGCUCAUCAUUUCUCUAGUCCCUAGGGAGUCUCUGCCUUUAUCCCUCAAUUAUUGGGUCCCUAGAGCUAGCUUGCUCUUUCUUUCUUUCUUUUUUUGAGACAGGGUCUUAUGCUGUUACCCAAGCUAGAGAGCAGUGGCAUGAUCACAGCUCACUGCAGCCUUGACCUCCUGGGCUCAAGUGAUCCUCCUAUUUCAGCCUCCCCCAUAGUUAGGACCACAGGCAUGCACCACCAUGCCCAGCUAAUUGUUUAUUUAUUUUUUUUUUUUAUUUUUAUUUUUGUAGAGAUAGGGUUUCCCUGUGUUGCCCAGGCUGGUCUCAAACUCCUGGGCUCAAGGGAUCCUCCCACCUCAGCCUCCCAAAGUGCUGGGAUUAUGCCCAGCCCCUAGAGAUACUUCUAUAGAGAUAUUGACUCUAAAGGAUUGACCUAUGGCUUUUGGUAUUUAGUAUCUCUCACUACUACCCCCAGCUAAGUAAGGAUUUAAGGAAUUUAGGACUCCCUGGAGUUAACAGAUGAAGAGAUGGGGGCAUAAUUACUUCACCCAAAGUCUAGAAGCCUUGGCCCCUCUCUUGGCCAAGAUGGAGGAUUGAGGAGGGACAUGGACCUUCAGGACUAACCCUCUAUGGAUUGGUCCUCCCAGAAGCGUUUGGGCUGGUAGACCCACCCCUUCCUACCUGCUGAGUGAUGUCAUUUCCUGCCAGGAUGGGUAGCCCUUUGUACGGGUCCUUGGAUGGUAGUAGGUCAUAUAGGGGUAUCUGAGCCCCUGCUGCUAAGUGAGAUCACAUUAUUUAUCGCCCAAACCAUUACUUCUUGUGAACAGGAACAUGUCACUCCUCCUGGCAGGAAAGUUUCUCAUUGUCAGAUGUUUGUGCUUCUUUUCAGGUCUUACUUUUUAAAUAGAGUGUUCUCAUUUUAUCCUAGGGGAUCUCACUUCCUCUGUGGCUCCAUCCCUGCAUCCCUCUCUGGGCCAGCACUCCUGACUGCUUUUAGGGAGAGAAGCUUUCAGGGGCCUCCAUUUAUUCCUCUCAAGUCUGUUUGGCUCGCCCUGCCAUGGUCCCCUGUCUUACCCUGUCCCUGUGUUGCCCCUAUUCCUGUAUUCCAUUUUUUUGUUUUGUUUUGUUGGUUUUUUUUGAGAUAGGGUGACAGGGUUGCCCAGGCUGGAGUGCAGUAGUGCUCACUGCAGGCUCGACCUCUGGGACUCAAAUUAUCCUCCUUCCUCAGCCUCCCAAGGAGCUAAGACUACAGGCAUGCAUCACCAUGCCUGGCUAAUUUUUGUAUUUUUUUCCAGAGACAGGGUUUCACCAUGUUGCCUAGGGUGCACUUGAACUCCUGGGCUCAAGCAGUCCUUCCGCCUCAGCCUCUUAAAUUACUGAGAUUACAGGCAUGAGCUGCUGUGUCUGGCCCUAUUCCUGUAUUCUGACUCCAUAUCUCCCUUCUGGGAGGUUCAGCUUCUGUGUGUCCAUGCCUUUUCAGUUUCUCCAGGCCUUUUAUAUGCAAAUGAGUCCUGGCCUCCUCUGCCCUUUGUUGAUGGGAGCCACAGAGAGAGAACCUCAAGGUCUCAGAGCUCUGGGGGUGUACCAGAAUCUUGGAUAGGGGAGGUGUCAUCCUUUCUGACUUUGUGACUGCCCUUCCCCCACCCUGUCCCCAGCCUUCCACCAUUUGGUCACAAGGAUGCCUGCCUGAGGUCGGGACACAAGGAAUCUCCUUGUCUAGGCUGCAGCGUGGGGGCGUGGCAGGGAAAGACAGAAGCUCUUUGGUCCCUGGGCCCCAUCCUGGAAAGGGAGAGGGAGCAAGGGAAAGGCCUGUUUACUUCCUCCCUUAGAGCAAGCCCUGACUCCUGGAACCUGAGGAGGGAGCAGAGCCUGGGUCUCUGAGCCUGGGUCCCAGAGCCCUGCCGAAUUACAAAUUAUAUCAUAGAAGGAAUUCAGGGAAGCUGCCAACCUGGGGCUCAGAGGGGACGGUCCCAGAGACGGGGACAAGAACUGUGGCUGGUGUCAGUGAAUGAAUUCUUAGAGAUUAACCCUUUGAACUCUGGGUAACUGCUCCAUAUGUUAGUCCCUGCCUUUCCUGGGCCUUGAAACUGGGAUACUAGAAGGAAAAAGAUGGAAAAGGAUGUCAGAGGACUUUGGCUGUUCACUGCGUCCUCCUGCAAAAGAGGCGUCCUCCUCAAAUCCUGGAAUAACUCGUGCCAUUUCUCUAUUUUGUAUUCUGUGUUGGGGAAGGGAAGGAAGCCAAAUUGAUCAUCUCUGCUUCCCUAAAUUCCUCAAGUCUCAUUUUGAAACUCCCACCCCGGUCCUUCUGGAGCAAUAUUCAGUCCAUGGCUUGUCCCUAAACACCCUCUCUUCCCCUCCCACCCCCUCAAAUGAUUGAAAUCUCCAAAGUAUAUUCUCAGCUUCUUCCACUGCUCACAAGACCUCUCCAUACCACUCCUAUGGUCUUGGGACUCCUGACUUCCCCUCAGACUGGGAAUUUGAAUCUCCUAUUCCAGUCCCUACUCUGUAGUCAUUUUGUAGUGUGCCCUUGGUUAAUUACCCUUCCUGUUUUUUGUUUGUUUGUUUGUUUUGUUUUGUGUUUUGUUUUUGAGAUGGAGUCUCGCUCUGUCAUCCAGGCUGGAGUGCAGUGACGCGAUCUCGGCUCACUGCAACCUCUGCCUUCCGGGUUCAAGCGAUUCUCCUGUCUCAGCCUCCUAAAUGGCUGGUAUUACAGGCAUGCACCACCAUGCCUGGCUAAUUUUUGUAUUUUUAGUAGAGACGAGGUUUUGCCAUGUUGACCAGGUUGGUCUUGAACUCCUGACCUCAAGUGAUCCGCCCGUCUCAGCCUUCCAAAGUGCUGGGAUUACAGGUGUGAGCUACCUGCCUGGCCUGUUGUUUUAUUUUUAAGACAGGGUCUCACUCUGUCGCCCAGGCGGGAGCGCAGUGGUGCGAUCUCGGGUCACUGCAGCCUCUGCCUACUGGGCUGAAGUGGUCCUCCUCAGCCUCCUAAGUAGCUGCGACUACAGGCACGCAUCACCAUGCCCGGGUUACUUUUUGUAUUUUUUCUAGAGACAGGGUUUUGUCAUGUUGCCUAGGCUGGUCUCAAACUCCUGGGCUCAAACAAUCCUCCCACCUCAGCGUCCCAAAGUGCUGAGAUUACAGGCCUGAGCCACCAUGCCCAGCCUUUAUUUCUUUUUUUUUUUUCUCUUCAGCAACAUUGUUCAUGGAAUUAUACCCUUCUUGGAAGCCACUGUAUAGUAUUCCUAUUUGAGGUUCACUUGUUCAGUCUACACACUUAUGAGCUGAAGAGGUUGCCCGCCCUCUUGUGGCCAUUAUGCACCACUGCUGGAGUUGCUGUGUGGAACCUCCAAGCUCAAAUAAAACAUGGCCUUCUAAAGACCAGCCCCCCUCAGUGCUCGGAAAGGCUAGUGAGUCAGACCUAAAGAGGGCAUAGACUUGCCCAGCAUCACCCAUUGUAAAGUUGUGGCGACGUCCAGGUCAGAAAACCCAGAUCACAAGCCCACAUGCCCACAGCUCCAUCACUUGGCCAGUCAACACCACUGAAGCCCAAAGGGACUGAAAGCAAUUUUGCCCCUGUUACAAUGUUUGCGUUCUCACCUCUUCCUAAAGAGGCAGCUUAGUCUUUAGAGGAAGAGCUGCAGGAAAGAAAACCCUGGGCCUGGACUGGAUGAAGGGGUGAGGGAUGCACUAGUCUGGAUCACAAAUAGGAGGAAAAAUCAAUCCUGGACCCACCAUUUUUCUGGGAAGGAGGGCUAGGAGCUCCAGACAUCAUAGGAACAGAGCUCAGCAUUUCAGACCUGGAGAUUAGAAGCAGAGGUGGGGGUGGGGAGCUGUGAAAUUAGGAAACUUAGAUGGGUCUUGCAGAAGUAGGUGUGGCUCCACAGGUCAGGGAAUUACAGGUCAAUUGGAUAGGCACCUGAGAGUGUUGUGGGGCUGGAAAGCUGGGGUGAGUGAGGCUGCCUGGGUAUUCCGCUUAGGUCUAGGCAUCCUGGCUGAAUACCUUAGAUUUCAGUUCACCACCAGAGAAGCCCGGAAACUCCAGUAAACACUUAUCUUUGGUCCCUUCUACCUGCCUCUAACUUGGCUGGUUGAGGCUCAGCUUCUCUCUAACUAGACUUUUCUGGCUUAUAGGGUACAGCUGUUUGGGAGCUCAAAGAAGGAGAAGGUAAGAAAAAGGAGAGAAAUGCGGAGAGAGGAGAGGAUGGGAUGAAAACAGGGUGUGGAAAAUAUCAGAGGGCGUAUACUGCCCUCAAGUGCGCUGGGGGCUUUUGUCCGGGGUCAGAGUAAAGACAAAGAAGAGGCUGCUCAUGGAAGCUGCAGAAACAGUGCCUGGGGGGAUAAGCGGGGGCGGUGCUGGCUGAGACAAGAGACCAUGGGAGUGGGCAUUGUAAAGACCUGCAUUUAUUUAUUUUAUUUAUUUAUUUAUUUAUUUAUUUUGAGACAGGGUCUCACUCUGUCGCCCAGACUGGAGCGCAGUGGCAUGAUCUCGGCUCACCGCAACCUCCGCCUAUCAGGCUCGAGCGAUUCUCCUGCCUCAGCCUCCUGAGUGGCUGGGACUACAGGCGCACGCCACUACCACCCAGCUAAUUUUUGUAUUUCUAGUAGAGAUGGGGUUUCACCAUGUUGGCCAGGCUGGUCUCGAACUCCCAACCUCAAGUGAUUCACCCGCCUCGGUCUCUCAAAGUGCUAGGAUUACAGGCUUGAGCCACCAUGCCCGGCCGAGGCCUGCAUUUAGGAUGGAGGCAUUGAGGUUGAGCACUGAGCUAACUGGAAGCUCAGUGACAGCUUCAGUGAGAAAUGCUUGAGAGUUGUAGCAGACACAAGCUCAUUGUGUGUGUGGUGCCAGGCACACACUGGGUGUUCCGUGACACCUGUUCAGUGAAUGGAAGAAUGAAUAUGUGUAAGCCCACAAGGAGAUGUGACUUAAAAAAAAAGUUGCUAAUUUACAAAUUAGGUAAUUGAAAAUAUUUUUAAAUUUACUUUUUAGCAAUCCUAUAAACAGUGCAUUGUUAACAAUAGUCUUACUUAGAAAUUUGCUCAAGGUCAGUUAAGUAACAAAUGAGCUGUAAUAACCCAUAUCAACCUGACUGCAGGGGCUUCCAGGAAGCCUUCUCUGAUUCCCUACCCAUGCCAUACACUCACUUAGACCCUACUCUCCUAGGAGAACAGAUUAGUGCUGCCCAGAAGCUGGGGCAGGACAUUAGUUUCCUAUUGUCACUAAUGAAUUACCACAAAGUGGCUUAAAAAACAAAAUUAUUAUGUUACAGUUCAGAAGUCCAAAAUCAGCUUCACCAGGCUAAAGUCAAAGUGUUGACAGGUCUACACUCCUUCCGUGGGCUCCAGGGGAGAAUGUUUCCUUGCUUUUUCCAGCUUCUAGAUGCUGCUUGCGGUGCUUGAUUCGUGGCUCUUUUCACCAUCUUCAAAGCCAGCAGCAGAGCAUCUUCUAACCUCUGUUUCCAUCCCUACAUCUCUCUAAUUCUACUGCCUCUCACUUGUAAGGAUUACAUUGGGUCUACUGGGAUAAUCCAGUAUCAUCUUCCCAUUGGCAAGAUCCUUAAUUAAAUCCUGCCUUCAAAGUCCCUUUUACCAUUUAAGAUAAAAUGUUCACAGGUUAAGCAGUUGGUGCGUGUCUGUAGUCCCAGCUACUCAGGGGGCUGAGGCUGGAGGAUCACUUGAGCCCAGGAGUUCAGGCCAGCCUGGGCAACAUAGUAAGACUCUUCUCUUAAAAGAAAAUUUAUAUUUAUCCUCAGGUCCUGGGGAUUAGGAAUUGGCAUCUUUGGGAGAGGGGCUUUUAGCCUGACACAGGCAGGGUGGAAAGUGGGCAGGAGGAUGCACCCAGGCCCAGAAUGAACCUCUGUGCUUUGUCCAGCCUCCCCUAGCCUAGAAUGAGAGGUGGUACCAAGGCGGAGGUGGCAGGUCCAGACCCCGUGUCUAGAGAAUGUCAAAUGCCUCCUGUACCAUCACCACCAGGGAGAGCCAAAGAUGAAGAUCAGGCUUGGGAGAAAGUCUCAGUUUAGGAAUCUUUUUAGACCUGAGACCUUCCUGGUAACCACAGUGGAGGAUUCCUCAACACUGUCUCCUCUCCAGAACCAUUCUGUGCUCCUAUUCCCCAAGGCUGAAGAUAAUUAUAUUCCCAGUGAACUAACCUGGGUUCUCUCUGGAAAGGGCAGAUUGGAUAGAUUAGUUGUCUUCUUUUUAAAUUGUUAUUUUUAAUUCUUUAAUAGUUAAACCAUGCUUCUCAUAGCAUAGUGAAUUCCAUCACCAGGCCCCUUUCUUAUUUUAUUUUCUUCUUUUUUAAAAAAAUUUUAGACUGGGCACGGUGGCUCAUGCCUGUAAUCCCAGCACUUUGGGAGGCCGAGGCAGGUGGAUCACCUGAGGUCGGGAGUUCGAGACCAGCCUGGCCAACAUGGUGAAACCCCAUCUCUACUAAAAAUACAAAAAUUAUCUGGGCAUGGUGGCGCAUGCCUGUAGUCCCAGCUGCUCAGGAGGCUGAGGCAAGAGAAUUGCUUGAACCCAGGAGGCAGAGGUUGCAGUGAACCGAGAUCAUGCCACUGCACUCCAGCCUGGGCGACAGAGCGAGACUCCGUGUCAAAAAAAAAAAAAAUUAAUUUUUUUUUAAGAGACUGGGUCUCACUGUCACCCAGGCUGGAGGACAGUGAUGUGAUCUUGGCUCACUGUAACUUUGACCUCCUGGGCUCAAGCAAUGCUCCCACCUCAACCUUCUGAGUAGGACUACAGGUGCACACGAGCAUGUCCAGCUAAUUAAAAAAAAAUUUUUUUUAGAGAUGGGGUCUCACUGUGUUGCUCAGCCUGGUCUUGAACUCCUGGCCUUGAGAAGUCUUCCUGCAUCAGCCUCCCAUAGUGCUGGGAUUACAGGUGUGAGCCACCGUGCCUGGCCUCUUCUUUUGAUCCCUCAUCCCUAUUCUCAUUCCUCUCCCUGUGUCAGUAUAUGUUUGGAUAUGUAUGUAUCUUUGAAAAUAUAUGUAAUUAUGUGCCUAUGUGUUUUAAUAUAUAUAAAGGGUAUACUUUUAUGGUAAACCAACUUCUGUAA
This is a messenger RNA of Gorilla gorilla gorilla (western lowland gorilla), 8195 nucleotides long. It is a transcript of the gene LURAP1, whose product is annotated as leucine rich adaptor protein 1. Lineage: Eukaryota; Metazoa; Chordata; Mammalia; Primates; Hominidae. The transcript has 2 exons. Gene Ontology annotation, biological process: positive regulation of canonical NF-kappaB signal transduction; positive regulation of cytokine production. Bases 305 to 1024 code for a protein of 239 amino acids. The record is from RefSeq and is a predicted model, not a curated record.